AUGUCAAACCGUGUGUUUGACUGCAAGAUACAUCAAACAUUUGACAGUCGCUCGUUAAUUAUUAUGAUGUCGGUUGUGGAGCCUGCGUUGCCCUGGCCCUGGUGGAUAAGUUUGAACAGUGCCGCGGUGAUUGAAAUGAUAAUGGUCGUGAUCGUCGGACUUUGUAUGUAUUUUUUCAGCAACCGUGGCGUUCUCGACGCAAACCUCAAUUUUUGGAAUUAUAACUUGAAGACCCUGGAAGCUCCAAAGCCUCCAGCUCAAGGACAUAGGGCACUGAACGGGGAACCCUUGUCGAAGCUGCUCUCCAUGGUGAUGCUGCCCUUGUACUAUCCUCAGAAGCGUGAUAACCUGCACCCUUUCGUUAAUCACCCUCCCGCAUCGAAUCGCAUUGAUGUGUUCAUUUCGGCCCCAUCCUGGGCCGCAGCUCUUGGGAACCGCUCCGACUCGGAUAUGCGGCAGCCUGAGUCUGUCUUAGAAGCAAUACACAACCCACUACUGCACGCGUGUUCUUCUGUGUCAAGUUCUCUACCGCAGGCGGGGUUGACAGACAUGGUCCCUUCCAAUCAAGUUUUUUCCGCAUUUUCGUUCAUCGGAUUUGUUCUCGUUAGCAUACCACUGGCAUGGCAUCUUGAGUCUUGGAACACAGGGACGUGCUUGUACAUGAUAUGGACAAGUUUGUCUUGCUUGAGCCAGUUCAUAAACUCAGUUGUGUGGAACAACAAUGCUAUUAAUUGGGCACCGGUAUGGUGUGAUAUAUCCUCUCGUUUAAUUAUUGGCGCUAGUGUCGCCAUUCCAGCCUCGUCGCUAUGUAUAAGUCGGCGUUUAUACCAUAUCGCAGUGAUGAACAUUGUCAAACAUAAGAAGCGUGAAUUAAUGCUCGAACUUUCCAUAGGAGUUGGAUUACCAGUGUUGGUCAUGGUGCUGGAAUAUAUUGUUCAAGGUCACCGUUUCAAUAUCUAUGAAGAGAUAGGUUGCUAUCCUGCAGUCUACGACACACCUGCUGCCUAUCCAAUAAUCCUCAUUUGGCCCGUGGCGAUUGGGCUAGUAUCAUCCGUAUAUGCAGGCCUGACCAUACGUACCAUAAUAAAACGGAAAGCACGGAUGGAUCAACUAUUUCAAGCCCACAGGAAUAUCAAUCCCAGUAUAUACCGGCGUCUAAUGGCACUGUCUACACUGGAGAUAUUGUGUACGGUCCCGCUUGGCCUAUACUCUCUGAUCAUUGAUGCUUCUGGGGACAACGUUGCUCCCUACAUAUCUUGGGAGAAUGUGCAUUAUGAUUUUUCCUAUGUGGGGCAGAUCCCUGUCGUUCUUUGGCAAAUGGAUCCCCAGUUUGUCGUCAGGGUGGAGUUGACACGUUGGCUAUUGGUCUUAUGUGCUUUUGCCUUCUUUGCCUUCUUUGGACUUGCGAAGGAGGCAAGGAAGAACUACAGUCUUGCUUUCUAUGCUGUAGUACGAGUUUUCGGCUAUGUGCCAAGCACACCUAGCUCGAUGGUCUCGACAAGAAUUGAUGUCUACCGCCAUAAACGCUGUACCUACAGCUCACGUGAAAGACAGUCGAUACUUCCAGUUUACACUGCUCAUCCAACGCAUUCUACAUAUGGGACACUGCCUCCUUUUUUAGAUAAUCUAUCCUUUGAAGAAUUACACACUCUUUCACCCCAUUCAAUCGACUCUUCCCCCAUUCAAACCGUUCAGUCACCUCGUCUGAAGCGGUUAUCACUUCCUCCCUUCUCCCCCUUCUCCCCUGGCUCUUACACGCAAUUUAGCUCAAGUGAUACGCUCCCCAACCUUUCUACCAUGACGGCCUCGUCUUGCAGAUCUCGAGGUAUCAUCCCAUCUUAUCACACCAUCGACCCGAUGAUGUUUUCGCAGUUCUCCUCUCCAAUCUCACCACCUCCACCAGCUUGGGACGCAUCUUUAGUUUUGCGUCGUCAAUCGGAAUACUCUCCAAUCGACCUAUCGACGAAAUGA
This is a messenger RNA of Serpula lacrymans var. lacrymans S7.9, 1971 nucleotides long. RefSeq lists its product as uncharacterized. NCBI's taxonomy places the organism in Eukaryota, Fungi, Basidiomycota, Agaricomycetes, Boletales, Serpulaceae. Gene Ontology annotation, cellular component: membrane. Gene Ontology annotation, molecular function: mating-type alpha-factor pheromone receptor activity. The transcript has 10 exons. Bases 1 to 1971 code for a protein of 656 amino acids. Gene Ontology annotation, biological process: G protein-coupled receptor signaling pathway. The record is from RefSeq and is a predicted model, not a curated record.